Messenger RNA from Anisakis simplex (herring worm), 819 nucleotides. The record is from the annotation of a GenBank genome assembly. Lineage: Eukaryota; Metazoa; Nematoda; Chromadorea; Rhabditida; Anisakidae.
AUGGGUGCUCGUCUUUCAACACUACCACGCUCAUCAGUGCAAUGCAGUAAUGAACCUCAGAGGAAUAUCGGUAAAUGCAAAGAAUUGGAAAGAAAAUACUACAAAAGUAUAAUGCUUUUCAAUUUAUGGGAAGUAUUUAAUAGUAUCAGAUUGGUAUGCGAAGAAAUGAAUUUUGAUUUAUCGUCACAUAAAGUGAAUGUUGAUAUUGUUUUUCGGCAUUGGUAUAAUACUAUACCAAUAGCAAGUGAAAUUGCCAGUGAACUAAAAAUUAUCUCUGAAGAUUUGGUUUUACGAGAUUAUUUGAAGAAAUCACAACGAGUCUCUAUGGCUCAAAAUGCUGACUUUUUUUUGGAUAAUAUUGAGAGGAUUCUUUCGAAGGAUUACAUACCAAGUGGUGAAGAUAUUUUGAAUUCAUAUGCCACCACAGUCGGAACUGAUUAUGCAAAUUACAACACCGCAAAUGCCUACAUUACGUUUAGUGUUCAAGAAGAAAGCGUAACGGUGUUUAGUGAUCUUGCCACUACGAGCAUUUUGAAUCGUGCACAUUUCAUGAUUGUAUUUAAUAAGAAAGAUGCGUUCGAUGCACACCAUCCGCAUACAAACGGAGCACCGCCGGGAGAGACUUGUGACGGUGCGCAAACAAACGAUAUUAUGACUAUGCUGAGUAUGAUUCGUUCGAAAUUUUUGACUUAUUUUACGAAACGUAAAAUCUAUCAACACACAACAACACUUAUCAACGAUGGCAAUCUUCUGCAAUCGAAUAUCUCUGAAAAUAUCAAUCUAAUCGCUCGAAGGAACCGAUUACCCUCUGCCAGUUAA